Austrofundulus limnaeus is the source of this 1127-nucleotide messenger RNA. Its product is annotated as C-C chemokine receptor type 6-like. Gene Ontology annotation, molecular function: angiotensin type II receptor activity; C-C chemokine receptor activity; C-C chemokine binding. NCBI's taxonomy places the organism in Eukaryota, Metazoa, Chordata, Actinopteri, Cyprinodontiformes, Rivulidae. Gene Ontology annotation, cellular component: external side of plasma membrane; membrane. The record is from RefSeq and is a predicted model, not a curated record. Gene Ontology annotation, biological process: immune response; regulation of vasoconstriction; calcium-mediated signaling. The coding region runs from base 48 to 1127 and encodes 359 amino acids. The transcript has a single exon.
UUAAUUCAAAUUUUCUUCUGUUUGUUGCAGAAACUAAAGAUUCCUCAAUGGAGACUCUACUGUUGAACCAGUCUGUGUACGAUUGGGAGUUUGAUGAAGACUUUACAAGUGGUGAACUGAUCGGACCGUGCACAUUCAGCCUGAACCACAGUGUGACGAACGUACUCAGCUUGUAUGUUCACUCCAUCAUCUGCAUCCUGGGCUUUGUGGGAAACACCUCAGUCAUCAUCACUUACGCAUUCUACAAGGACACCAAGUCCAUGACCGAUGUGUUCCUGCUCAACGUGGCUGUCUCUGACCUGUUGUUUGUCUUCGCUCUGCCGUUCAUCGCCUACAGCGAGCUCCACUCGUGGCCGAUGGGGCAGGUGGCCUGUAAGUUGCUGCGUGGCUCCUACAGCGUGAACCUCUACAGCGGCAUGCUGCUGCUCGCCUGCAUCAGCAUGGACCGCUACAUGGCCAUCAUUCACCUCCACAGCAGCUUCCGGUUACGCCUGUUGUCGUACAGCCGUCUCAUCUGCGCCGUGGUCUGGGUCUGUGCCGUGCUCCUGUCCAUCCCCACCUUCGUCUUUUACCAGUGGUACGAGCCCUCCACCAGAGUGGUCUUCAUGUUGGAGACCAAAGACGAGGGACCAUCUUCAACGGCUCCUCAGUACAUCUGCGAGAUGAAGUUUGAGGACAGUGAAACAGCUGAAACGGUUAAGGUGGCUGUCCCCAGCAUCCAGAUGGCCGUCGGCUUCUUCUUGCCGCUCGUCAUCAUGAUGGUCUGCUACACCGCCAUCAUCGUCACCCUGAUGAAGACCAGAAACUUGCACCAGAACAAAGAGGUUCAAGUGGUGUCAGUGGUGAUGGUGGUGGUGGUGGUGUUCAUCACCUGUCACCUGCCCUACAACUCCGUCCUGCUGCGCGACACCGUCAGCAUGUUCAAGCAGCUGUCGUGUGAGGAGGCGGACUCCUGGCAGACCGCCCUGACCGUCACGCAGUCCAUCGCCUACCUGCACUGCUGCCUCAACCCCUUGGUCUACGGCUUCAUUGGGGUGAAGUUCAGGAAGAACUUCAAGAAGGUCUUCCAGGACCUGAAGUGUCUGAGUAAACAACAACCAUUUCAUUUAGUGAAACAACGGCGCUGA